AUGCUGAAGCGAUCAACCAAACGAACCAUAACAAAAUUUAAAACAGUGGCCACAUUAACUCACCGUGAGCUACAUGCAAUAAAUCAUCAGCCUAGCAGCCAAGAUGCUCUGGAAUUCCUACGAAAGAGCCCCAAAGUACCAUUAAUUGCGCAAAUGAAUGUCACUUGUACUGAGACAUGUGUCUUGCUGGAGACCAAAAAGUCUGCGAAUGAAGCUGUUCAAACAAUUCCUUGGUUAAAAAUGCCUUAUGUCGACAUAAUUGAAGUUUAUCGUUUUACCGCCUCUCCUCGAGCACUUGUCAUGUCAGUAGUGCAUCGCGCUCAAAACACUUUUGCAUACGAAGGUCUGAACUUCCGUUCUCGUACAGAACGUGAUAAAUAUGUCAACUGCUUGCUACUAAUAUCCUCAAACUUGGCUUCUAAAGAGAUGAACACUAGUGGUCUCAUCACCGAUCAAAAUGAGAAGCGAUCCUCUCCUACAGGACUAUACACUGAUGACGCUUUAUUAAUGACGCCGGCAGCUAAUAAUACUUUACGGGUAGAUCAUCAGGUGAAUGUGCGCAGCAUUUACGACACGACAGGUCUAUUUGACCAAAGUUACAUUGUUAAUCGCGAGGCAUAUCAAUUGGCUUAUUUCAAAUCAGAUCAGCGCAUGCUUGACCCGACCGACUGGAUUGUUUGUUAUGUAGUCCGCUUAAUAUCACACAUAAAUCUGGGUCCAAAGUCAGACACUACUUACGAGGAAAAGUACGAACUAAUAAAAGAGUGCCAAUACAAAAAGUCUUGCUGCAAAUAUCAGUUGAAGUCCUAUUCAAAUCGCUUUAUCAUCCGUCCACUCGGCUAUGAGUCUCCAGACCUAGCCUACCCGAAAGUGCAUUAUUCAAACGUAAUUAGGGCCAUUGAAUUCACUCAUGAUAUACAGAAGCCGGUAGUUCUUUUAGUUGUGAAUAGGCAAGACCGAAUAUAUCAUCUUGUCAUCCAGGUUGAAUUAAGGGAGGACCUCGAAGAGAUAACUGACAUGAUUAAGCAGUACCAGGCGCAGAAAUCAAGCGGAAUGACACGGAGCAGUCGGGCUAGUAGUGAAACUUCACAUGGUGAGACUUCAAAUAUGUGGGAGCAUGAAAUUGGCGGCUUUGGCGGGGAAAGUGAUGACGAAGGGGAAGAAAGCUCUGGAGCCUCGGAUGAAGAUGCCAACAAUGGAAUAUUUGACGGUGUUUCAAACAACAACUACAGAUAUUAUGAAAAAAAUAAUUCCGGCUUCAGAGAUGAGGAAAGACUACAGGCGGUAAUGAAAAAGCGCGGAUAA
Protopolystoma xenopodis is the source of this 1305-nucleotide messenger RNA. NCBI's taxonomy places the organism in Eukaryota, Metazoa, Platyhelminthes, Monogenea, Polystomatidea, Polystomatidae. The record is from the annotation of a GenBank genome assembly.